ACCCAGCGUCUUAUGAGUGAGCAUGAUCUAAAGUACUCUCGCAGUCUGAACCGCAAGUCGCUGAACAAGGACAAAUGCAGCAGCGGCAGCAGCUACAGAUAAAAUUAUAAUCCCUCCCUGUUACUUUAAUCAUUCUGUAAACUGGAGGAAGAUCGGAGGACGAGGAUCUCCUGCUACUGCUGCUGCUGAACUUGGUGAGGCAGAGAUCUCCGCCAGCGCACUAUCUUCACUGAGUGGGGAAGAUCUAAGAGACCUUAGCAGUCACUCCCAGUUGACUUCGUAUUAGGCAAGACUGUGCAUGCAUGACGACGAGAGAGGAGGUGAACAAUGCUCGCAGGAUGCCCUCCUUCCUCAUCGACGCGAGAUAUUCUGUAGGCGAGUGCGGGAGUCCUUCAGUCCUUGGCCUCGUUGGAACGAAAAGAGGGAGAGGAGAGCAUUUGUUUGUCCCACGGUCGCGCUCGAGCUGCGAGCAGCGGCUGCAGUGCCAAGUGUGACGAUGGUCGAGGACGUACAGAGUACUAGUACUGUAGUGGAGGAUAUGAUAUCGGACUUGCCAGCUGCGCUGGAGUCUGGAGCUCCGUCCUUCCGCAGGGCCAGGCAGUAGGGCGUAAUUCUGCCCGGGAGGAAGGAUCGACGGCUAGACCAUCACGGGUCAUCGAUGAGGGAGGAUGUAGUGGGCGUUAUGAUACAUUCGCCAGUCAGAAAUCCCCGGAGUGG
Messenger RNA from Marchantia polymorpha subsp. ruderalis, 717 nucleotides. Lineage: Eukaryota; Viridiplantae; Streptophyta; Marchantiopsida; Marchantiales; Marchantiaceae. The record is from the annotation of a GenBank genome assembly.